Molecule: messenger RNA, 1349 nt
Organism: Arabidopsis arenosa
Lineage: Eukaryota; Viridiplantae; Streptophyta; Magnoliopsida; Brassicales; Brassicaceae
Source: the annotation of a GenBank genome assembly
AGAGUUCGUUCUCUUCCCCAACUCGACUUUUUUUCUCUUCCAUUUCUCUGAAAAAUCUCUCUCGAAGCUUCGGAGGAAAAAUGCUUGGAGUUUUUUCGAAACAGUUGGCGCCAUUCCCAGAGCUUGACAAGUCGCUGAAUCUGCACACGUCUGAGUCCGUUUCCGCCAUGGAAAAUUGUCUGGCUAAAUACUACACUAACGAGUACGCGAAUUCGUUUAUGGUUGAUAUUCAGCCAUGGUGUAUGCUUGCAAUUACAGUGGCUCAGACAAAUUCUAUCAUCGCGAAUCGUUUCCAAGCAAAAGACGAUAUGUUCUGUAUAUUGAGCGGUAGCAUUGAGAAUAUAGACUAUUUGGCUUCAAAAUUCCACUUCAAUAAGGACAUUGAUCAGCCUACCAUGUUCAUCGAGGCUUAUAAAUCACAAAGGCGCAUUAACGAUGGCCCAGAAACAAAGCUUCAGAAGGACCAACGAGAAUUUUACUGGUUGAACUUAGUAAGAGCUGCCAAGGGGAAGUUUACUAUCAUUCUCUUCGAUAACCUGAAGAAGACGGUCUUUGCUGCUACAGAUCGUGAUGCACAUCUUCCUUUCUAUUGGGGCAUUGAUGUGCAAGGCGACUUGAUUCUUACCACGAAUUCUGAUAUGGCUCAGGUGGGGUGUCAAAGAGCUUACGGUAGUUUCCCAAGAGGUUGCUACAUAUCCACAGCAGAUGGACUGAAGACUUUCGACGAUCAAAACACGGAGCUAGAGGUAGAAGAAGAUGUUGAUAGUGUGGGGGUUUCUUACCUGAAGAUUGUUAUGGUUGUGGGGAGUCCCUCCAGCGGGAGUGGACAGGGCUCCACGGAGUCGGUGAACUCAUCUCUUCGUUCUCUUACUCAUUGAUUCGUGUUUUCAUCUCUUAGACUCUUACUACUCUUGCUAUUCAUCUCUUAUAGCUAUUCAUUGUUACUUUGUCUAGUACUUGUCUUUCAUCUCUUCCUACUCUUACUCAUUGAUUCGUGUUUUCUUAGUACUCUUAUUGAUGAGUGUUUUCUUUCUACUCUUACUCUUUAUUUGUGUUCGUUAGUAUAACCAGUUAAGUACAGAGUAGUUUCCUAGACGACCAAAGAUUCUCUUGGGUCCUACUAAUCCCCAAAUCACUGAUGCAUGCGUUAAAGGAAACUCUGUUACUUGGACAUGUCCAUGGACUGUUUGCAGGUAGUCUUUCUGACAGAUGUUUCCUAAGCAAGUACCAUGUCACUGGUAUGUUCACUGCUCCUAUCCUAUGAACUAGACUAAGAACAUCGAUCUUGGCAGUAUCAUCAUGUAAUGGCCUAGCUUGAAGUCGUUAAGGAAUGAAAUUGCUUGUGACAU